CCAUCAGUCAGACCAUCAAAAUAUUUCCCAAGCCACACGCCACCAUCUGCAUCUUCAAUCCUUGCCCACCAACGCACGACAACCCACGUCGCCUCACAGCAUAAAGAUGAGCCGCAGAUUAAUAACAACCAAGCUCCCCUCGUGGGCGGCCCUCGAGCCCUGUCUUAAUGCCACGAGGCAACAACCGACCCAAACCUGCCGCCGCUUUCUUUCGUCGCCGAGCGCAUCAUCACCGUCCUCCCGCCGCCCAACGACGACACCACGACGCAUCCAGCAGCAACAGACAUUCGUGCCACGAAGAUGGAAGUCCGAGACGGUGGAGGAGCUGAAGAGCAGGAAUAGAAGCGGCCCCUUCUCCUGGAAAGCCGGCGUCAUCUUCGUCAUGACCGCCGCAGGGCUGGUCUGGUACAUGGACCACGAAAAGGAGCGGAUGCACAAGAAGCGCAUCGCCGACGCGUCCAAGGGCGUGGGCAAGCCGCGCAUCGGCGGCGCCUUUGAGCUGAUCGACCAGGACGGCCGGCCCUUCUCGUCCGACUCGCUCAAGGGCCGCUACUCGCUCGUUUACUUUGGCUUCUCGCACUGCCCCGACAUCUGCCCAGAGGAGCUCGACAAGAUGGCUCUCAUGUUCGACGAGGUGCAAAAGGAGCGUCCCGGAGCGCUGGCCCCCGUCUUUGUGACUUGCGACCCGGAGAGGGACACCCCAGAGGUCCUCAAGGAGUACCUGGCCGAGUUCCACCCGGAUUUCAUCGGUCUCACGGGAACCUACGAGCAGAUCAAGGCCAUGUGCAAGGCCUACCGCGUCUACUUCAGCACGCCCCGGGACGUCAAGCCCGGCCAGGACUACCUAGUCGACCACAGCAUCUACUUUUACCUGAUGGACCCCGAGGGUGACUUUGUCGAGGCCCUGGGAAGGCAGCAUUCGCCCAAGGCGGGCGCAAACAUCAUCCUCGACCACAUGAAGGAGUACAAGGGGCAGCUCAAAACGGCCUGAGGGGUGGAUUGUACUACGAGAAAUGUAAACGAAUUAGGCCGGCGAGUGACAAAUCUCUGCUUUUGGGGGGCAAGCCACGUCGGUUCGCUGUCUUGUAUAGGGGUGACCACGUGAUGUAGGCGCAAUUUGUACAAACAAAAAAAGAGGGGGAAAUAGGCGCCGAGGAUAGAAUGUAGGCUGGAUACGGCUUUGUACCACAACCAAGAAAAGAAACUGUAUAUCACUGUAAGAAUGGAUUCCUUUUUUUUGGAAAACAGAUCAUGGCCAAGAUCAAGUUGAAUUCGUCUUGUGGGAAACAUAUAAAACCCAUCGCUAAUGCCUAUUAUAGAGUGUAGUUGAAACAUUUCCUAGACAGUUGCAAGAAUAAAAGUUAAACCCCCAAAAGUUUACCAAGCCCUCCGCCCCUUUAGUAAUCCACAAACUUGACCUUGUCACGAGUCGCCU
This is a messenger RNA of Pyricularia oryzae 70-15, 1435 nucleotides long. RefSeq lists its product as uncharacterized. Gene Ontology annotation, molecular function: copper ion binding; copper chaperone activity. Gene Ontology annotation, biological process: intracellular copper ion homeostasis; mitochondrial respiratory chain complex IV assembly. The record is from RefSeq and is a predicted model, not a curated record. Gene Ontology annotation, cellular component: mitochondrial inner membrane. The coding region runs from base 107 to 991 and encodes 294 amino acids. NCBI's taxonomy places the organism in Eukaryota, Fungi, Ascomycota, Sordariomycetes, Magnaporthales, Pyriculariaceae. The transcript is spliced from 2 exons.